AUGAUGAACACUCAAAGUUACUGGAAAAACAAAUGGUAUCAGUCGAAGAAUGUUGGCAAGAUCAAGAGGCGACUGGAAGCAGUUAAAAACCCCUGGAUGUCUGCGCCUGAGUUUGACCUGAGCCACAAUGAAAGCAUAAGAUUCGCAACAGAUGCCUUACUGGAUGUUGGCACUGAGGCUUAUGACAACGUGUUGGCUGAAGAAGGAGAAGUGAGCUUCCUAUCUCCUUCAGAAAUACAAUACAUUACUAGUAACCCUAAGGAGCCCCUCCAACCUGAGGAACCCCAAUUAGAAGGGGGUCAAACCAAACCUGGGGCACCAGAUGUCUCUUCAGACCUGACUGGCACUUACUUUCCACUCAACUCAGACAGCAAUGGACCAAUGUUGGAACAAGGUUGGCCAAUGGCAGACAAAAGAUAUUACCUGAAGGGACCCUCAAACAUCAAAGUUUACUUUCAGACUGCAAAAUCGCAGAGCAUCAAAAAUAUUUUACGCUUCUACAUCAGCCAAGCUAUUGAGCUGAUAGCUAUCGUGAUGGACAUAUUCACUGAUGUUGACAUCUUCUGUGAUAUCCUCGAAGCAGCCAACAAACGGGAUGUCGCUGUUUACAUUCUCCUGGAUCAGCACUCCUUACAGUACUUCAUUGAAAUGUGUGAAAAACUCCAGAUAACAACUACCCAUUUAACGAAUAUCGAAAUCAGGCAUGUGUCUGGUGACCUCUACUGUUCAAAAUCUGGAAAAAAAUUUUCAGGCCAAGUUCAGGAAAAGUUUACCAUUAUUGAUUGCUUACAUGUGUUAGCGGGAUCCUACAGUUUUACUUGGUUAUCAGGGCAGGUGCACAGGAAUUUCAUCACUCACUUUUCAGGACACAUUGUUGAAAGCUUUGAUGAAGAAUUCCGCAGGCUGUUUUCUCAGUCCAAGCCAGUAAGUGAAUUCAGUUCAAAGCAAGCGUUGCCUCGCAGCCUUCCAAAAAGCUCACUGAAAACCAGCAGUGGACCAAUAAUCACGUGGCCAGAAAGUCGCAACACCCUUUCAAAUACUUUAAGCAGUCUAUCCAAUUCCAGCCAGCCAUCACUCAACAUCCAUCCCUUUGCCAAAGGUAAGGAUCUUCACAACCAGAAACACAACAGCAGAGCUGCUCCUCAGUACAGACUGUUGUACACACCACUUCUGCAGGAGAGGAACUAUCCCUUCCAAGUUGACGGCCAUCUUAAUGAAAUACCAAAGCCAACUCUAAAUUCUAAUCGUAUCAACACACUAAGAGCUCAGGUGGAGGACCUGCAGAAUGUAUCACGACUAUUACCUUUCAGGCAACAUCACAUGCUGACAGACACUAAACUGUUGUUCAACCUGGAGCGAACCCACAUAGGAAAUUACUCAAUGGAAACCCCAUUCAGACUGAGCAACCUAGCCAAUCAUAAGUACUUCAACAAUAGAUAUGAAAAACACUUGAACCAAUGCAAAUGA
This is a messenger RNA of Stegostoma tigrinum, 1467 nucleotides long. RefSeq names its product protein FAM83A-like. Gene Ontology annotation, biological process: epidermal growth factor receptor signaling pathway. The transcript has 4 exons. The record is from RefSeq and is a predicted model, not a curated record. Lineage: Eukaryota; Metazoa; Chordata; Chondrichthyes; Orectolobiformes; Stegostomatidae. Bases 1 to 1467 code for a protein of 488 amino acids.